UGCGCGGGGCCGACUGCGCGCGCUCCCGUGGGCCGCCGGGUCCUGCCGCGCAUGCUCGGCGCCCACCGCUGGUCUGGGACCCCGCGCACCCGAGCGUCUGCAGUUCGGAGCUGCACCCCAGCCUGGGCAACCCGCGCCCGGCCAUGACGGCUCAUUCCUUCGCCCUCCCGGUCAUCAUCUUCACCACGUUCUGGGGGCUCAUCGGCAUCGCCGGGCCCUGGUUCGUGCCCAAAGGACCCAACCGCGGAGUGAUCAUCACCAUGCUGGUGGCCACCGCGGUCUGCUGUUACCUCUUCUGGCUCAUCACUAUCCUGGCUCAGCUGAACCCCCUUUUCGGGCCACAACUGAAGAAUGAGACCAUCUGGUACGUCCGCUUCCUGUGGGAGUGACCAAUGCUGCUUCGGCCCCAGGUGCCCCAGCUCCCUGGAUGACUUUGGCUGUCCUGUCCCCGACGACCCCUUUGUCCCCACCCUCACAGCUGUAUCUGGGUCCCUCCCUGGCUUCCUCCCCCAGGACCUGCCUGGUUCCAGCAGCUCCUGCCUUCUCCAUCUGGUUUGGGCCUCGUGAAGCCCGGAGCUGAAUCAGGCUGGAGCAGAAGAUACCAGCCCUCAGACUCCCCUGCUCCUCCUGAGGAGACCUCUGCAGGAGCUGACGGGGUGGGUCUUGCCUUUUACCAGUGAGGCAGCCUGUCCUGUAGAGAAGCGGUGUCCAGCCCAGGAUGCGCCAAGCCCAGGUCGGGCUGGACCAGGGAGAAAGCCCCAGAUGGGGAGUCCGCUGGUUCCCAUCAGCUCCGCCACUGUCCUGCUGUGUGACCCCAGGCAGCAUCUCUGCCUCCGGGGGCUUCCUUGUCUGUGACACGGAGAGACCCAAUCAGGGUGUUGCAAAGGCCUUUCCUGGAAUUCUUUAGUUUUCGGACACAGAUAGAUGUGAAAUUUCUUAAAAAGUUGAAAUAACGGAAAAAAACACUCACACGCAAAAAGCCACAUAGUGAUUUGGAUCAGGAUUGAAACCAAUAUGUUUAGGAUUCUUUAUAGUCCUAAAGUCACUUAAAUGGGCUUGCUACGAAAGCUGUAUCUCCUUAGAAUAUCCUCUCCCCCCUGCCUCCAUCCCUCCUCUGCAGGGAAGCUCCGUGCUGUCUGGAGGCUCUGUCUAAGCCCGGCCCCAGGCCUGGACUCCCUCACUGGACGGCAGGGGAGUGGGUUUCAGAGCCACCUCUCCCCAGUGGCAGCAACUAGGUCACCUGGAGUCAGAGAGGCUGAAGAGAGACAGGCGUGGGUGAGCUUUGGGUGCCCCUGUGGCCCUUUGGGCCCGUCCUGGCCCCUGAGGCCCGCACCAGACCUGUCCGCCCCGGAGCGGCCUGAGCUCUGCACUGGGAAGGGGAGGGUGGCGGAGCGCCAGCGAACGAGGUCUGGAAGGCAUAACAUGCAGGCAUCAGACCAGAGGGAACACAGGACCCCCACCUGUGCCCUCCUUCCAGGAGAUUUGCAGCUGAGAACUCAGGCAGCCCGCACCCCCCACCCCUGCCGCAUUGCCCCCUGGGGGAAGACGCCAAUCUUGAAUAUUUAUUGACUGUAUUUAUGUGAUGCACGUUCCGUUUAGUGGGCAUUAUCUUUGGAACAGUGGUCAGUUGUGAUGCGUCUCACAUAAAUCUCUUGGUUCUGGGCUUGGCCUGUUGCUCAGAACUCUGGCUGGGGCCUCCCUUUGACAUCCCACUGCACCCCCUUUCAGACUCCCUUCCUGUCCUGACCUCUGUGGGCCUCCUGGAGUGGGGGAUGUUGAGUCUGGGUGGUCCUGAGAAUCUAAUUGCGUCCAGUGGCUCAUGAAGGUGGCCAGGUCCUGGCUGAGGCUGAGUUUGCUGGCUGCCGUGCCCCUGUCCACCUGGUUCCCACGUGCUCAGUGGGUAGAUUGGGGGACACGGGGAUGGAGGCUUGGAGCUGCAGGUCUGGAUCGUGGACACUGAAAAUGGCAUUCUCCUGAGACCUGGAGGAGAGGGUACGGCCGUCCCGGCUUCUGCCCAGAAUCAGUCCUGGCAGAAGGAAGACACAGGAAUGUUCCAGCAGAACUCUGACCCCCACUCAUCUGUACCCCAGAUACAGAGCAUGCAGCCCCUGAGCCUGGGCAAUAAAGCAGGUCCCCAGA
Messenger RNA from Lutra lutra (Eurasian river otter), 2139 nucleotides. It is a transcript of the gene ATP6V0E2, whose product is annotated as ATPase H+ transporting V0 subunit e2. Lineage: Eukaryota; Metazoa; Chordata; Mammalia; Carnivora; Mustelidae. The transcript is spliced from 4 exons. The record is from RefSeq and is a predicted model, not a curated record. Gene Ontology annotation, biological process: proton transmembrane transport. Gene Ontology annotation, cellular component: proton-transporting V-type ATPase, V0 domain. Bases 144 to 389 code for a protein of 81 amino acids. Gene Ontology annotation, molecular function: proton-transporting ATPase activity, rotational mechanism.